AUGGCGGCCUCGUUCCAGGAUGCCUGGCAGAGAGCGCUGAAUAUCGAACGCGAACUCACGCGCUGCCUCAACGAUAAGGAACCAACCUUCGCAGAGAUCUCGCACUUCUUGAAUGAGUAUCGGUCCGUAUGCCAAAGUGCUAUCCUCCUCGAUUUUGAUGCCGCCCGGGAAACUGACGUGGAGGGCCGAUUAUGGGAUGCCCAUUUGAAGCUCAACAUUCGGUUUCGCAAGCAGCUUUCUCGCUACCGCGAAGAAAAUGCGAAAAGAAAACCGGUCGAGAAACGAAAGCUAGAACGGCACUAUCUGGAUUUUAUCAAAACGAGCCAACGCUUUUACCGCGGCUAUAUCCAGCACCUAUCGUCCCACUUUGGAGGGAUUGUGGAACUGGAGAAAGUCGCGCGCAAAUUCAGCUUCGAGAAUCUGGCCGCGCAGCCCUCCACGACUCCAUCACCGGAUCUACGCAAGCGAAUUCUCCUAUCAUGCCACUCAACUCUGAUCCGACUGGGCGAUCUCUCCCGUUACCGCGAAACAGAGCUAGUCAUCAAAGAUCGCAAUUGGGGGCCUGCUAUUGGAUACUAUGAUUUGGCGGCUGUGAUAUACCCGGCGUCUGGUGCAUCGCAUAAUCAACAAGCGGUUAUCGCCCUUGCUGAUGGGAACCAUUUCCGGGCUACGUACCACCUCUAUCGCGCUUUAUCUGCGCAGGAGCCCCAUCCCUCAGCCAAGGGAAACUUGGAAAUUGAAUUUCGCAAAGUCAUGAGCGCAUGGGCCAAACGGGAGCUGAUUCGUCCCGAAGAUGCUGGGAUCCCUGGGAGAGCUCUGGCUCCGUGGUUUGUCUACCUCCACGCGCAAUGUUACAAGGGCAAUGAUUUCCCCGAGCACGAUGAGCUGGAAAGUGAGGUCAUGAGUCAACUUGCCGUUGAUAUCAGAGAAAGAUCUCUGGAAGGCAUGCUCACAAAGUUUUGCCUCGUCAAUGUCGCUGCGGAAGCCUUCGCUCGAGUCCGUUCAGCCAAGGAGUCGGUCUCCAAUGCAUGCGUCUUCUUCCAGCGUAUCAAUGUCAAAACCUUCUUCACCCUGCUGCAAAUCCUUUUGGUUGAACUGGAGCGCUUCGCCGGAGAGGAUCCGAAUAACAAAGACGCCAACGGGUAUCCGGACAAGGUGACGGUCGUCGCUCGUCGAAUUCUGCCUGCUCUUCGUCAUUACAGCUCCUGGCUGCUGACUACCAGCGGCCUGUUAGUUGCAGAGAAAGAAGAGAAAGACUCGGCUCUCGCUAUUCAAAUUCAGGAAUUCUGGAAGAUAUACGCGGGUACUUUGACGCUUCUAGCCUCGACUUUCGAUAUUUUGCAUCUUCCGGAAGUCGAUUAUCUUCUUGAAGAAGACGAGGAAAGUUUGGGAUUUGCACCUCUUGAUCAAGAGGCAACCGUUCGGCGAUACUUCUCUUCUGACGAGAAGCUGAAGCCUCGCAUGGAUGAUCCUGAGGUGGAACGGAAUCACCCAAACAUGGAGAUGCUCUAUCGAAUCCGCGAGUUUGUGAUUGAUGGCCUUGAUCUGGUCGUCAGCAACAAGAUUCCCGUUGUACUUGUGGAUGAUGAAGACAAAAAGAUAUUCAUCUAUCAAGAGGACGGGCUGCCGACUCAGAUCUUCUCCAGUCCUCAUAUCCGACAGGACACGCUCUCAGUCGCAAAUAUCGGAAGGGAAGACUUCCCGCCAGUGAGCCAAGAACCGGCUUCGACUGGUGAAAAUUGCAGUGUCUUUGAUGGCUCCCAGUCUGCAUCUGCGUCCAUGUCCGCAAAUAUGAAUCGCAUUGUGGAAGGUGUUGAGCGGCUGGUCGAAUCGGAUACAUACGAAAAUCCACCCAGCAUCCCCGACCAAUUCGCGUUCCUGAAUGACACCGGCGAUAUACCCACACCUUCUGCCCAGAUUCGGCGGAGCCCUCAGGAUUAUUCCUACCCUGAAGAGAGCAUCAACCCGCGUAGUACUCCCGUGGCUCCCCCUGGGCUGGGACCGCCCUCCAUGGCCGCGGCAGAAUCAUUGCGCAUGACGCUUUCCCAAUCAUACAGCCCAAUGCCAACUCUGCCCAGCAUCCCCAACAUCCCCAACAUCCCCAACAUCUGGAAUACCUCUUCGCCUAAUCCAUUGAGGGAUAUUACCUCACCCAGAACCCCACCCGGUCUGGGUCCCAAGCCUCCAUUGCCCUCCACGAGCGGUGUCAAUCUGCGUGGGCCUGAUCUAUCUCCAUCCCAAGGACAGAUUCCUAACGAGCCCAUACGGCAUAGCUUGAUGGGCCAGACUCCUCUCGCGAACUCGUUUGAUCCAAAUGUCACCCCUCCCCCUUGGAUGUACUCUUCGAACUCGUCUGCCAUGCAGCCUCCACCUGCUCACUCAUGGGAUCGUGAUCAGCUCAAUCGAUUUAGUUACACUUCUCACGAGGCCUCUGGCCAACCGAUGUCGAGUGCUGUGCCAAACCAAACAUGGGCCAACGAUGCUUUCAUUGCAAGCAGCGUGGCAUCGGGUGUGGCAAAGCACCCCCCUGGACUUGGACCUCGCAAGGCUUCUCACCUUGGCGCAAUUGGACAGACGCCCCCUUGUGGACAAGGCGGUUGA
This is a messenger RNA of Penicillium chermesinum, 2601 nucleotides long. RefSeq lists its product as uncharacterized. The record is from RefSeq and is a predicted model, not a curated record. The transcript has 5 exons. Gene Ontology annotation, cellular component: telomerase holoenzyme complex. Gene Ontology annotation, molecular function: telomerase RNA binding; telomeric repeat DNA binding; protein binding. NCBI's taxonomy places the organism in Eukaryota, Fungi, Ascomycota, Eurotiomycetes, Eurotiales, Aspergillaceae. The coding region runs from base 1 to 2601 and encodes 866 amino acids. Gene Ontology annotation, biological process: nuclear-transcribed mRNA catabolic process, nonsense-mediated decay.